Molecule: messenger RNA, 2089 nt
Organism: Boleophthalmus pectinirostris (great blue-spotted mudskipper)
Lineage: Eukaryota; Metazoa; Chordata; Actinopteri; Gobiiformes; Gobiidae
Product: nuclear factor 7, brain-like
Exons: 3
Coding region: 175-1557 (460 amino acids)
Molecular function (GO): protein binding
Source: RefSeq, a predicted model, not a curated record
GUUUUAGCUGUUGUUAGGGGAGGGGUACUGCUAACGAGAACUAUGUGACGAGAUUUGUUUUGAAAGUGAAACCAAAGUCAGGUGACUCAUAGAGGACAGACGGCAUUUUAUUUGCAAAUAUAACGGUUUAUUUUCAGACUCUUAUUUAAUCUACCCGAAUUUAAAGUGUGCGCCAUGGCUACUGCGACCUGUCAGCUGUCUGAGGAUCAGUUCCUCUGCUCGAUCUGUCUGGACGUGUUCAUAAAUCCUGUUACUUUACCCUGUGGUCACAACUUCUGCAAGACAUGUAUUGAUCAUCACUGGUCCAUUGAAACCACAAGCAAAUGUCCUUAUUGUAAACAAGUUUUUAAUCCAAAACCAGAUUUAAGAGUCAAUAUUUUCAUUUCUGAGAUGGCUGAGCAGUUCAGACAAUCUCAGAUAACAAACAGCUCACAGCUGCAAACAAAUGCAGAUGAAGUAUUUUGUGAUUUUUGUACCGAUCCUAAAUCAAUGGCCCUGAAGUGCUGCCUGGACUGCCAGUCCUCCUUCUGUGAGUCCCACCUUGAGCCACAUCUGACCAUAGAAAUCCUGCAAACACACAAACUUUUCGACCUCCAGAGAAACCUGGAGUGUAAGGUUGAAGAAAGAACAGCAUCAAGGACAGACCCAGAAAUCCAGGAAAUGAUUGCAAUGAGACAGCACACCAUCAAGGAACUGUGCCAUCUGAUGGAGCUCAACAACAAAGAUGCAAAUAUAGAAAUAACAAACGCCAUCCAAGCCUUCACCGCUCUGAAAGAAUAUGUGGAGAAAGAUCUAGACAACCUCAUACAAGACAUAACCAGGAAGAAGAAGACCACAGAGGACAAUGCAAAGGGUUUUAUUAAAGACUUAGAGCAAGAGAUGACAGAGCUCAAAACUGGUGCUAGAACUGUCACAAAAGAUUGGGCAAACUUGAAUAUUCGCAAACCAACUUACGAAGGGAUAACAGUGAGAGCCAUGGCGCAGUUAGAUCAGAAAAUCAGUCAGCAAAUGAGUAGAGCUUUUAUCUUCGAGUUACAAAGAGUCCAAAAAUAUUAUGUUUAUGUCAUACUCGAGCCGGACAAGGUACAUCCCAAAUCAAGCAAUCAAAGCAAUACUAAACGCAGCGAUAAUAGGCCAGAAUGUAAAUGUGUGCUCGCAAGUCAAAGUUUCUCUGCUGGGAAAUUUUACUUUGAGGUAGAUGUUAAAAGCAGAUCCAAGUGGGUUUUGGGCGUGGCUAAAGAGCUCCAUGUUAACAAGGAAGUUGCUCUGAGCCCCCGAAAUACAUAUUGGACCAUAUGUAUGAGAAAUAAACAAGAGUGGUAUGCAGGAUGCGAGCCUUCAGUGCGGCUGUCACUAAAGUCCAGGCCAGAGAAAGUGGGAGUUUUUGUGGAUUACGAGGAAGGCUUGGUGUCCUUUUAUGAUGCCAAUCAGGCAGGUCUAAUCUACACAUUCACAGGCUGUAAUUUCACUCACAAAGUCCACCCUUUCUUCAGUCCAUGUGAGAAUGAUGGCGCACAGCUGCACACACUGCCUGAUUCGUCCUGUGUAGUACAAUAGACAAUAUUUACUGUAUUUGUACUAUGGUUGUAAAAAAAUAUAGACACUGAGCAAGACAGCUAGUACUGAAGCUUCAUGGUCAUUUAUAACAUAUUUGGCAUGAUUACUGAGAAGAAACGUCACAGUUUUACAGUUUGUUAAAAAAAAAACAAAAAAAACCAACUCUGAACAGCUUUAUGAAAUAAAACUUUCUGAAUAUCAAGUGAAUGUGAUAUAAACAGCCAGUUAAAAAACAAAAAAACUAAAAAAACACACAUUUAAAUCAAUUUAUAUUAUUAUCCAAAUAGAUGUCACAAAAAAUAAAAAAUGUAAUUUAAAAAAAUCACUAAACGUUGAUAAUUAUUAUUUUAUAAAGAGGGACAGAUUUAUGAAGCCAUAUUUAAAUCACUAUCAUUAAUAGUUUUUAUUUGACAUAUUUGGGUAAUGACAAUAUAGUCAAACUUUACUGUUAUUUCAACUAUUAUGUGUAUCAUGUUUUACUUUACUAUUUUUUCUGUUGCCUACUAACAUUAAUUAAACUCUGUACACUGUA